GGGAUUCGUAACAACCUCUCGACCACGAAGGUCAUCAAAAUAUAGUUAUUUUGUAUCUGUUGUGGCCACUGUCCUGCCCUUAUACGGCCCUGCUAAACAGAAUAAACGAUAUUAAAUUUAACACUGCUGGCGACAAUGUAUUCCACAAUUUUUAUCGUAUGUGGUAGAAAAUUUUCGACAAAAUCGCACGGUAGUGGGUAACCACGCAUCAAGAUGAUGGCGAUGCAAUUCUUCUGAACACUCGGCUUGAUAAAUGCUAUAGAAUAUGCAGAGCGAAGCUACAUCCCUACGCAAAGCAAAAGGAUCAAGCUAAUCAGAAAGGUUCUGGUCAUCGUCGAAUCGAGUUGUUCGGUACUGGAUGCGAUCUAGAAGGAAAAGCUUGUACUAGGAUGCCCCCGCCCAAAGAUCAGAACAGUACUCCAUGUGAGGCCGAACUAUAGCAACCGGUUGCAAAUCAGAACUUGCAAGUUACAUCUAUAUAAAUAAAACUCAAAGGAAUCUCAUAGCGAUGUAUGCGCAGCUGGUAUGUCGCCAACCUGCUAUAAAAGGGCCAGUUCAUUGUGGUGCAACAUCUAAGCUAUAUUUGGUUGCAUCGUACGCGAUGAGGCACAUAAUUGUGAUGGUUAUCGCGAUGGCUUGCUCCACAAAUUCCGAAGGAAAAACUACAGCUCUAGUGGAUAGUACAGAGCAAGCUACCGCAGCAGCAAGCAGCGUAGCAACUACUUCCAAUGUUGCAGUAGCAGAAGCUACCUCGUCAUCGACCCUAACAUAUAAACCAUACGACCCCUAUCCAACAUACCCACCUUACCCUACAUAUCCCCCAAAUACUGUACCCUCACCUAGCUCUCUGUCUUCCCCAAGCACUCCACAGCCACCUACUACUAACAUAUAUCCUGCCUAUAAGCCAUACGAGCCCUAUAAACCAUACGACCCCUACCCCGUAUAUCCCAUUAACGGUGUUAGCCCUACUUCCCCAUCCUCUCCAAGCGAGGAUAUACCUGCUAGCGAAUUACCUCCCAAAUCCCCAUCAAGUGUUACGCAAUCUCCUUCUGCUGAUAUUUACCCCACAUAUAAGCCGUAUCCAACGUAUAAGCCAUAUCCCACAUAUAAGCCAUACGACCCCUACCCCGUAUAUCCUAAUAACAGCCCUAGCCCUACUCCCCCUACCUCUCCAAGCGAGGAAAUUCCCACUAGUAUAAUAUCUCCUGAAUCCCCCUCAAGUGUUACGCAAUCUCCUUCUGCUGACAUAUAUCCCACCUAUAAGCCUUAUCCUACCUAUAAGCCAUAUCCUACCUAUAAGCCAUAUCCCACGUAUAAGCCAUACAACUCCUACCCCAUAUAUCCUAACAUCGGCGCAACCCCUACGCCCUCUUUCUCUCCAAGCGAGGAUAUACCUGUUACUGAAUUACCUCCCGAAUCACCUCAACCUGCUCUGCAAUCAGCUUCUACUUACACAUAUCCCGCCUAUAAGCCAUAUCAGCCCUACCAGCCCUAUAAGCCAUACGACCCCUAUCCCGUUUAUUCCACUAACCGUUAAAUCGCACCUUCUUAGUUUAAAAUACCGUGUCAUCCCUAUCCUACAUAUCCACCUUACCCCAAAUAUACUAUAGGGCCCAAAGCCAAAUAGUUGUAAGAUUUAAAUAAAAUAACCUUAUCCCACUCAUUUUUUAAGUACAAAUCAAAUGGAUUGAUCAAUUGCAAUGAAAUUGUUAACAUAAUAAUUAAAUUUAAAAAAUAAUAAUGCUCCAAAAUAUAUAUUUAAAAAAAAACUGUACAGUACCCUUAGUACGAGUUUUACAAUUACGAAAACUAUGAUAGUUUUCGUGAGCUCGCACUCGUAUUAAGGGAAUUGAUUUUAUUGUUUUGGUUUCAAUACAAAUAAACAGUGUUUAAAUUCUAUCAUUAAAUCAUUUGCGUCUUCUUAAAUUUUAAGUAUAUUUGGUUACUUUUCACCAAAAUGGACAUAGAAACAUAAUUUACAAUUACGAAAACUAUGAUAGUUUUCAUGAGCUCAAACUCGUGCUAAGGGUACUUGUCCUAUUUUAAGGCCACAGCUCAUUAGAACCAUCCGGCACCCGACCAGCACCGCCUCAACUCGUGCGGUUGAUAUUAUUUGUACGGGUUGCUAUGGAUAUACGUUUACUACAUGAAUUCCGUGCCGUUACCGGAUCGCGUCGCUCGCAAGCUGUCUGCCUGCGGAAGGCGGUAAUAAGA
Messenger RNA from Chilo suppressalis (striped riceborer), 2214 nucleotides. The record is from the annotation of a GenBank genome assembly. NCBI's taxonomy places the organism in Eukaryota, Metazoa, Arthropoda, Insecta, Lepidoptera, Crambidae.